Molecule: messenger RNA, 1260 nt
Organism: Eimeria tenella
Lineage: Eukaryota; Apicomplexa; Conoidasida; Eucoccidiorida; Eimeriidae
Product: tyrosyl-tRNA synthetase, putative
Exons: 7
Coding region: 1-1260 (419 amino acids)
Biological process (GO): tRNA aminoacylation for protein translation
Molecular function (GO): ATP binding; tyrosine-tRNA ligase activity
Source: RefSeq, a predicted model, not a curated record
AUGGCUUCUCCUUUCACCGGCGGCCUCGCCUUUUGGGAUUCGCACAUUCAACAAAAUGAAGACCUCAGCGAAGGUUCAACUAGGCGUUUCUUAUUUCCGUCCGGUUUGAAUUUCUCUGCUGCUGCUGGAAAGCCGGGAGCAGCAGCAGCAGGAGCAGCAGCAGCAGCAGCAAAUGGCAUUCUUUCGGAACUCCCGAAGCCCCGGCCUUCUUCUUUGAGUCUCGAAGAGCGUUUUCAACUUUGUUUAAAAGUGGCAGAAGAAUGCGUCCAGCCAGACGAGCUGCUGCAGCUGCUGGCCCGCAAAAACUGCCCCACGGCCUACGACGGCUUCGAACCCAGCGGGCGCAUGCACCUCGCGCAGGGCCUGCUGAAGGUGCAUGCGGUGAACCGGCUGACGGCGGCGGGGUGCCGGUUCGUGUUUUGGGUGGCGGACUGGUUCGCGGGGCUCAACAACAAGCUGGGGGGCGACAGCGAAAAGAUUCGAAAGGUGGGGGAGUACUUCGUGGAAGUGUGGAAGUCUGCGGGAAUGCAAAUGCAAAAUGUUCAAUUUUUGUGGGCCAGCGAAGAAAUUGGAAAAGAUCCAGAGACUUACUGGAAUCUUGUGAUGAACAUCGCGAAGGCGAACAGCAUUUCGAGAAUUAAAAGAUGUUCGCAAAUCAUGGGACGCACUGAAGGAGACGAUCAGCCCGCCGCCCAGAUCCUCUACCCCUGCAUGCAGUGCGCUGAUAUCUUUUACUUGAACGCGGACAUUUGCCAGCUGGGCAUGGACCAGCGGAAAGUGAACAUGCUGGCGCGGGAGUACUGCGACGAAGUCAAGAGAAAACACAAACCUGUCAUUUUGUCUCACCCGAUGCUUCCGGGAUUGUUGGAAGGACAGGAAAAAAUGUCCAAGUCCAACGCGGACUCCGCGAUCUUCAUGGAGGACUCCGAGGCUGAAGUGAACAGAAAAAUCAAAAAGGCAUUUUGCCCUCCCGCGCAGGUGCACGGGAAUCCGUGCGUGGCCUACGUGGAGCGGCUGGUGUUUCCCGACAAGGAGUUCCACGUGCAAAGGACUUUGGAAAACGGAGGAAACAUAGUUUUCAAAACUGCAGAGGAAUUCAAAAGGAGCUUCGCGGCGGGCGAGCUGCACCCUGCGGACCUGAAGGCUGCACUUGCGCGCGAGAUCAACAGACAGCUCGAACCCGUGAGACGCCACUUCCAAACCGACGAAAAUGCAAAAAAACUCCUCCAAGAAAUCUCCAAAUACAAGAUCACCAGGUGA